AUGGGCAUUGUCCACCGUGACAUCAAAGCCGGCAACAUCCUGAUCACCGCUCGUGGUGGAGUCAAGCUGGCGGAUUUCGGUGUGUCUGGCGUCGGCCGGUCUCUGCAGUUGGAGUCGCUUCCAGUGUCACGGGCCGUGCGUGAUCUUCGCCGCAGGACUUUCACUGGCUCCCCAUACUGGAUGGCCCCUGAGGUGAUCGUCUGUGACCACGACCACACUGCCUGGUAUGACGAGCGUUGUGACACUUGGGGCCUUGCUAUCACGGCAAUUGAAAUGGCCGAGAUGAGCCCCCCCUUGGCGGACAUUCACCCCAUGCAGGCCCUCAACAUGAUCCCGUCGCGUGUGUCGCCCACCCUGACCCAUCCCCGGCGGUGGUCAAAGAACUUCCGCGACUUCCUGCGCUUCGCCCUGAUCAAGGACUUCUCCCACCGGCCAACGGCCGAGCAACUCUCCGCCCAUGUCUUCCUGACCACUGCGCACCGGUCAUACACGCUGCCCGGAGGGCAUUUCGGCGCCCCGAAGGUCCAGCAGCAUGUGCUCGCCGAGUAUUUGGAGCGCUUCUUCGAGGAGAUCACCGAGGAGCAGCAGUUCCAGAGUGCCAUGCAUGCGCAGCAACGCGACGCCGCACUUUGUCGCGAGGCCCGCCUGACCAAUGGUGAUGGUGUCACGUCACCGGAUGUGACACUCAUCAGCGAUCCAGCCAACCACAAGCACCAGUACCAGCAGCAGCAGCAGCAGCAGCAGCAGCAGCAGCAGCUGGGUGACCAACUCGCGCGCAAGGUUUCCGUUUCGCGCCGGUCGCGGGUCACCGGUGUCAGCGAGCAGGUAUCCGGCGGGGACUUUGCCUCGGAUCCCCUCUUCCGACCGGUUCUCUCGCCCACCGAGCCGUACUAUGUUGAGGGCGACCAUGCCGGGCCCGGUUCCCAUGCGGCCGGGGGAGCCCUUCAUCAGCACUUGCCCCCGAAGCCCGGCUCCUCGUCGCAUCAGGCUCCCCUCCGGCCACACACCAUCAUCUCCUACAGCAGCCCGCACUUUGACGCGGGCCUGCGCCCGACCGGCGCCGACCAACUUCCCCCCAAGCAGAGCCCCUCGCGUCCCGUGUCCAUGGUCUCCCCUGCCGGUGUAGGGGGCAGCAGCCCCGGCACCGCGGCCCAGAUGGACUUCGCCCUGCCAGACAAGCCGCAGCCCCGCGGUGAUGGCCCAGCCCGCAACAUGGUUUCCGCCCUGGAGGCGGCCGUGUCCGAUGUCGAAGCCAUCAGCCGCAUUAUGACCGAGGUGUCGGUUUCCUCGGCCGCGAGUGGCUCUGGAGCGGCCGACCCCACCGGUGCUUCGGCGGAUUCCAGCGUGCCAGCCAUCGACGAGGAUGACGAGGCCCUGUACGAUGCGGUCGUCCGUCGCCGGCCCUCCUUGUCUGGGUCCGCGCGCUCGGGAGUUGGUGGGAGCGCCUUCUCGCGCGGCACGACUCGCCUUAACCCGCGCGCUACGCCGGAUGCGCAUCGCUGGGGCACCUCAUCCAGCUGUCCGGACACCCUUCGCGAGCUGGAGUCGAUGGUCCUUGGCCCGACGGAUCUGUCGCACUAUUUGUCCGUCCGCCUGUUGAUCCUGGCGCGGAACUUCGAGUUCGAGAUCCUGUGUUGCUCGCGCUGGGAAAACUCCUACCUCAUUGGCACACCGAAGGGCCUGUUCCAGCUCACCGAGGGCGGCGGAGUCAUCACCCUGGUGGCCGACAAGCGCUUCGACAAGUUGAUCGUCCUCGAAGCAUAUGGCGUGCUGAUGGUCAUCAGCGGCCGGGAGCGGCAGAUUCGCAUGUACCGCCUGGACGUGCUGGCUGCCCUGGCUGCCGGAGAGGAAUUGCCCGUGAACGACAUUGCCCCGGCCUCUGAGCAGCGUGGGGGCAGUCGUACCGAGCGCCUGACUUCCGGACUAUCAUCGCUGCGCUUCAAUCUCCGACGCGCGGAUCCGGUCUACGUGACCUUGGCCAACACCAAGGACACAUACCACAUUUCCGUCGUCCGCGCGCGCAACACGGCCUUCCUUGUGGCCGGUGUCAAGCACUCGAUCUUUCUCUUCAUGUGGGCCGAGUAUCCUUUCAAUAAGUUCAUGAAGAUCAAGGAAUUCUACUCGCCGGAGAAGGUCCGGUAUGUGGAGCCGAUUGUCAGCCGACCGGUCCCCGGGACCGAUGCCCACAGCAGUGGCUCCCGGACCAAAGCCAGUCGCGAGGUCCUUCCCUCGGUCCUUGUGGCCCCCUCUUCGCCGAGCCCGAACCCGGCGGCGCGCAUCGUCGCCCUGGCGGUUAUGUGCGUCAGCCGAUCGGUCUUCAUCAACAUCGACACGGCCGAGGUGGUGCCCUUCGCCAUCACCGACAAGACUGGACCACCCAUUUCGAUUGGCCCAAUCAACACCGAUGGGGCUCUGUUUGCUGCCUUCCAGCGCGGCUGCCUCUAUAUUGAUCCCCUCACCUUUGCCCCGAUCAGUCCAUUCGUCCAGUGGAAGACCUCCCCCACCUUCGCCCUGCCAUUGGGGCAACUGGUUGUCUGCUUCCUGGCCGGAUCGAUGGAAGUGUAUGACUUCCGCUCGGGCGAUCUGCUGCAGACCAUCCGUCGGUCAGUGCCGCAGUACCAGCCCACAUCCAUUCUCAGCCGCGUGGGUGGCAUGGUCAGCGGGUCUGGGUCCUCGUCGGCCGGCGGGUCCGGCCAGGGGACCGUCAACUCCUGGCGCCGGGUGCAAUUCCUCAUGCUUCAGGGCCAGACCGAUCUCAUCAUCUCCACCUUCAGCUCGGUGCCAUCCUCCUCUGGGACAGUGGCUGGCUCUGGGCCACCCUCGGCCACGGAUCUGCCCGAAGCGAAUGGUGCUCUGUCUGCCGAGCCCACAGCACCCUCCUCGCCGGCACCCUCGAGUGUGUCCUCACGUGUGUCGGCUCUGCGGUCUGGCUUGGCUGGAGCCUUUGGCGGGAGCAGGUCCUCCAAACCAUCCAGCCCGGUGACGCCUGUCGCGUCAGAUACCCCCCCGGAGCUGAACAGCAGCACGGGCUCCAUUUCUUUGGCCGUGGCCGACGAGGAGUCCGCCAUGUCGGCCGGAGGUGGGAAUGGCGCAUCGUCAGUUUCCUCGGCCUCGGCUUCACCAUCCUCCUCCUCCUCCUCAUUGGCUUCUACCUCCUCCUCCUCCUCCUCUUCCUCCUCCUCCUCCUCGGCUGCCGGCCGCUUCUCAGACAUUUGCGUUCUUCGCCUGUCGGAAGACAAGCCCAUCUCCUUCUACUACCAGGAGCUUUAGACACUGGGGGACUCCCUACCUGGCCGGAUGGCGGUGAUCAGUCGCGCCCCUCCACGACUAUGUGUGGGUGAGCGCCGGUGUGGAGAUGUGUGCCUGUACCUGGGCGCUGGCAGGGCUCUGACCAAGGAAGGGGCUAACCCCCCCCCCCCCCCCCCCCC
Fonticula alba is the source of this 3428-nucleotide messenger RNA. RefSeq lists its product as hypothetical. Gene Ontology annotation, biological process: regulation of MAPK cascade; neuron projection morphogenesis; MAPK cascade. Bases 1 to 3270 code for a protein of 1089 amino acids. Gene Ontology annotation, molecular function: protein serine/threonine kinase activity; ATP binding. The record is from RefSeq and is a predicted model, not a curated record. The transcript has 6 exons. Gene Ontology annotation, cellular component: cytoplasm. NCBI's taxonomy places the organism in Eukaryota, Rotosphaerida, Fonticulaceae.